UUCCUUUGGCAGUAGUUGUAUCACUAAACUGGAAACCGUGAGAGAGAGAGAGAGAGAGAGAGAGAGAGAAGGGAAAGUGGCCUAGUUUAAGCCACCUUUCCAACAGGAACUUGAGGGUGCUUUCAUAUCUAUCUAUCUCUUCACGAAUCUUUCUACUUCUAUUUGCUUUUCUAACCUAGAGUUAGAUAGAUCGAAGCAUAUUCUCUGUGAAGAGAAAUCCAUCAAGUACUGCUGCUUCCUUGUUUUACGUACAUCAUCUGAUCAACAACACACACACACACACACAGAGAAGGGGAGAGAGAGAGAGAGAUGCUGAGCCAAGGGUUGUUCGAGGAUCAAGAGAUGUCGACACAAAUGGGUUUCUUUUCCUUUCCUUCAAACAUGUCCUUAUUACCUCCGAUCCCUGCAGGAUCAUGCCAUCAAUCUCUGAAAACCCUACCAACCCUACCCCUUUCACAUGCAGCAGCUGCAGAUGCACCCUCCUCCGUUAACAUUAAUAAUCCCACUGAAACCCUCCUCUCUUCUCCCAAACCUUCAAAACAAAAGCAAGCCCCAGAAGAAGCUGUAUCUUAUCAUUUUGGAGAACCACAUCUUUCCCUCCAAAGAUCAACUACUGCAAAUCUCUGGCAAUGGGGAGAAGUUAAUGAAUUAUGCAUGAACACUAAGAAAAGUGGUGGAGAUGGCCGCGAUCUUGGAGUUUCAGCAAUGAGGAUGAAGAAGAUGAAAACGAGGAGGAAGGUAAGGGAGCCCAGAUUUUGCUUCAAGACCAUGAGCGAAGUGGAUGUGCUUGAUGAUGGUUACAAAUGGAGAAAGUACGGCCAGAAAGUGGUCAAGAACACUCAGCAUCCCAGGAGCUACUAUCGGUGCACACAAGACAACUGUCGGGUAAAGAAGAGGGUGGAGAGGUUGGCAGAAGAUCCCAGAAUGGUGAUAACAACGUACGAAGGCAGGCACAUUCACUCUCCAUCGCAUGAUGAUGACCUCGACCAUUUUCAUCAUUCCCACCCUCCUUUGCAACUUAAUAAUUUCCUCUGCUAGUUGUUAAUUAAUUAGCCUGAUAAUUAUUAAUCUCCAAGGGAACCUAAAUAUAUUCAAGUUAGUUACUUCUUCAUCAUGUAUAUGUAAUUUGCGUGCCUGUGCACAACAACAUUAAUUUGUUUUUCCUUCUAUAAAUGUCCUAAUUCCGAACGUAGCAUAUAUAAAGAGUUACAUAA
This is a messenger RNA of Diospyros lotus (date-plum), 1214 nucleotides long. RefSeq names its product probable WRKY transcription factor 13. The coding region runs from base 310 to 1038 and encodes 242 amino acids. Gene Ontology annotation, biological process: regulation of DNA-templated transcription. Lineage: Eukaryota; Viridiplantae; Streptophyta; Magnoliopsida; Ericales; Ebenaceae. The record is from RefSeq and is a predicted model, not a curated record. The transcript has 3 exons. Gene Ontology annotation, molecular function: sequence-specific DNA binding; DNA-binding transcription factor activity.